This is a messenger RNA of Homo sapiens (human), 1076 nucleotides long. RefSeq names its product dynein light chain roadblock-type 1 (gene DYNLRB1). Gene Ontology annotation, molecular function: identical protein binding. The record is from RefSeq and is marked reviewed. The coding region runs from base 38 to 403 and encodes 121 amino acids. The transcript is spliced from 3 exons. Gene Ontology annotation, cellular component: cytoskeleton; cytoplasmic dynein complex; ciliary tip. Gene Ontology annotation, biological process: microtubule-based movement. Lineage: Eukaryota; Metazoa; Chordata; Mammalia; Primates; Hominidae.
AAGUGUUCGCUACGCGGGGCUACCGGAUCGGUCGGAAAUGGCAGAGGUGGAGGAGACACUGAAGCGACUGCAGAGCCAGAAGGGAGUGCAGGGAAUCAUCGUCGUGAACACAGAAGGCAUUCCCAUCAAGAGCACCAUGGACAACCCCACCACCACCCAGUAUGCCAGCCUCAUGCACAGCUUCAUCCUGAAGGCACGGAGCACCGUGCGUGACAUCGACCCCCAGAACGAUCUCACCUUCCUUCGAAUUCGCUCCAAGAAAAAUGAAAUUAUGGUUGCACCAGGUAAGGGGUCUUCUACCUCCCCAUGUAGGAACAGACCUCAUGGCACAUUCUCUGUGGCUCAUCAGGAGUCCUGGCACAGUGGUGUCUCCAGAGGAUCCAAGCAGGGCCCGAGGAGUUGAAGGAAUUGGGUUGUUGCCUCACUGCCUAGCCAGCCUCCAGCUGGUGUCCCAUAGCAGAUCCUCCCAGGGACCGGCCCCAGAGGGUAACCCCAGUCUCCUGAGAUAGACAGACACGUGAGCAUCAUGUGUGUCUCCCCUUCCUUGAUAGGAGAAAACUCAAAGGCAUUUGGGACAUAGAGGAGGGUGUGGCCAGGCCUGUCUGGGGCUGUCUGCAAAAGCUUCCCAGAAGAGGGGACACUGGAGCUGAAUCUUAAGGGCACCAGGAAGCAGUGUGAGCAAGGCGGAGGGGCGGAAAGCCACGUUUGGAAGAAUAUUCAGUGAUUCUUCUCCAAAAUGUAAAGCAAAAGUACUGUAUCAUUUUAUCCUUGAAAACAUGUUCUCUGCCCACUUGUAAAGGCCAGGCCUGUCUUUAGGCCCCUUACAGCCAGCUUUUCCUGCCGCACGGGAGCAGAUUGCUUUGUUUCCUUUACGCGAGGUGCUUGCCUUGCAUUUGGGGGCUCUGUGGUGCAACCAAGGCCUGUGUUUAGUCCUUAGGAUCAUUCUCAGGGUGAGGAGAUGCUCAUUCUGGGAGGAGCCCACAAGGAUGGGAGCACAGGAGCGAGCAACAGAGCCACAUCUCCUGCCCGGCUCCCUCGCUCUCACUCAUGGACUGGGGUGGCAGGCAGAGCCUCCA